AUGGUCGGCAAGCGCAAGUGGCAGGAGGCGGAUUGGGAGGUGGCGCUAGCUGCGCAGAGCUACGUGGCCUUCUGGCUCGCUCAGCUGCAGGACGACGUGACCGAGGACAUGCUCACUCAGGAGGACGUGAGUGUCCACGUCACGUGGCUCAACCGCACAGCGGACAGACGCUACGAGGUCGCGUACGACGAGCAGGUGGACGUUGGCAGCAUCUUGUGCCACGUCUAUCUGCGUGAUCUGAGCACCACGGCGUUGGAGCUCACCCCCAAGUCGCUGGCAAGAGUGCAACGUUGUCUGACGCGUACUAAGGCCAAACUGGCGGGUGAGGACGUACCGGAGGACGAGAACGAAGAAGAAGACAACGAACGUCCUCCUCCUUCUCUGCGUCGAGCUGGAGAGGACGACGUCAAGACGUCCACAGGACGAGGCAAAGGCAAGAGCCAGAAGCUCAGCAAACGAGAGAUGGCGAUGCACAUCUCUCCGCUGCGAACGACAGUGGACGAGGCCAAGUACCAAGACCGAGAGCUGCUUGGCUCACAGCCCUUUGAGUCCUUCAAUGGAGACGUCUUUUCGGCCAAUCGUGAGGUCGUACGCGCUGUGCUGACCAAGAACAUCAAGCUGCUCCAGAAACUCACGACCGACACCGACGUGCACGCAGAGCUCAGCACGUUCGACGCUCCGCGCAGCACCGACGUCAGUCGUACUGCACUCCACUAUGCUAUCGACAACGACGACCUAGCAGCAGCCUCUCUAUUACGUCAAACGGACGAGAAGGUGGACAAGGAGAAGCUUGCAGCUGCUCCAGAAGUGGCUCUGCCUUCACACUCGACUGGGCAGCACACAAGUCGCUUCAGUGACUACCAUCGACGUGCUAUCAACGCCAGUCGAGGAGGGAAGGAAGGCAACAACGCGCUGCUUGAAGACAGCUACGCUCCUCGUGCUGCGAACUUGGCAUUGGACUAUCUAUGGCGUAGUCCGAACGCUAGCGUCGAGAUGCUUACGCUGCUGUACCCGACUGGGGAGUGGACGAAUGGCUACGUCGUGGGGAACAAUGUGUGUCACUUGGCACGCUGUGGCAACUAUCGACUUGUACGUAAAGUUGUGGAGACUCUGGAGAAGAAUGGAGGCUGGGGAUUCAAUGAGCUGCACCAUAAAGUGCUCGGUGAUGGCUUGGCGGAUGGAGAUGCGACAUUGUUGCCUCCAUUUCGAGCUGUUUCGGCUAUUAAACAAGCGCAUCAGACGCGACUGCGACCGUUGCAUCUUGCUGCUAUUAACCCGAACACCAAGUAUCUCGAGGAGCUCUGGGCUGUUGCAGGUGACGAGUUCAGUGCGAUUAAAGACGACCAAGGGUACGAACCCAUCCACUACGCGGCAGGAUGCGAAUCUCCUGAGCCAAUGAAGUUUCUUAUGGACAAACGCUGCGGCUUGUUCGGACGUACGAAGACACGUUUAACGCCGUUGAUGUGUGCUCUGGAAGCAGGACGCGAGGAGACGGCACUCGCGUUACUCAAGUUCGCUGCCACGCCCGGAGAGAGCGGCGGAGGCGGCCGAGAAGUCGCUGACAAACUUGUUCGUGAGAAAGGACCAGGAGGCAAGCAGGCAAUCCACUUUGCAGCACGACACGGAUGUGCCAAGGUGUUGGAAUACCUUCUAACCGAGUGUGGAGGUGCUGCAGAGGUGAAUGCUGUAAGUGGAGGAUCGAAUAAGUCCACGCCGUUAACAUUUGCGGCGCAGAAUGGUCAUUUGGAGUCUGUACGCGUCUUGUUGUCCAACGGAGCGCGUGUGGAUCUGGGAGAUAAACUCAAGAAGACGCCGUUGAUACUAGCGGUGAAAAAUGGCCACACACAGGUGGCUGCUGCGCUCAUCAAUGGAGGCGCCAACGUCAAUGCUUAUGAUACCUCAGAGAACAGUGUGGCUCACUAUGCUGCGAGCUACGGGUGGCCUUCGUGUCUUCAGCUGUUGUGUGAUGUCGGUGCUGAAUUGUGGGCUCCGAAUGCGUGGGGCUUUGUGCCGCUUGCCUGUGCACUACUGAAACAGCAUCGCGCUUGUGCUGAGCUCAUUCUGGCUCAAGUAAGCGGCGAGGCGCAGCAGAAGUAUCUAGAUUUCAGAGACCGUCAAGGGCGUACGAUGCUGUUCUUGCAGUGUCAGCACUCGCACAGUCUCGACCAGCUGAGCUAUCUACUAGACAAGGGACUCAACGCAAACAUAAGCGACUCGGAAGGCGAAUACCCGCUGCAACGGCUGAUCAAGCGAGCAUGUGACGAAGCCCCAAAGACAGAAAACGGCAAUACAAGCAGUAGCAACCAGGAACUAUCCAAGUUCUUUUUGGAUGCGGUUAGUCUGUUGCUUCGACAUGGUGCUCAGCCGCAGUACGAGCUUUAUAAAGAAGAUGCCAAGGAAGAGGAGAAGACGCCAAUGAUGUUGCAGCCACUUCAGUUGGCGAUGGUGGGCAGUCAGACCGAGAUUGUAGAAGCUUUUGUUGAGCCAGACCGAAGAUCGAGACCGGAGCGUGAGAACUUCUUCACGUGGUGGCUAAUCCAGGAGGCAGCCAAGCUCGUAGCCACGCCCGAACUAAUUCGUAAGUGCGCGGAAAAGUGCGCCACAACGUCUGACAUGAUGUGCAAGAAGGACGUUGACGGAUACACCCCUGUAAUGCGGCUACUGGAUCCGAGUCACGAGCGCAGUGUACCGCUCGCAACGAACCAGAUCGAUCCAGACAAGCUGCAGAGUAUGCGUGACAUCGACGCUCGACUUACUGAGCUGUUUGCGAUUUAUGCGGACAAGUCGGUUGCUCGCGAAUCCUUUGUGCGCUGUGAGGAUGCUUCACGUCUACGUGAUCUCACAGACAUCUCAAGCACGAAUGAGAAUGAUGGCUCUGACAACAAACCCAAGAUUAUGGUGCAGUACGAGACGGCGUUGCAUAUGAUAGCGAGACGGAAACUCACGAGCGAGCCAACGAACCCGUGGAUGAAAUUCUAUGGCUGUGCUAGCAAGUCGGCUAACAGCCUCAUGCAUCUCCUACUGGAGAAGCGCCCCGAGUUGUUUUCGAUGAACCCCGGUGACAAGGAAAAAUCGCUGGUUAAUUUCGUGCAUCUUGGAAGCUUCAAGACAGCGCUACACUUUGCGGUGGAGUCUGGAGAUGCGCCAACUGUUCAACUGUUGCUUGAACACGAAGCAAAUGCCAACUUGUCUCCCGUACGAUGCGCAACCUGCAAGGAGUUUGCGAUCACAGACGCUAUUGCGCGAGCGAGUGGAGAGCCAGCGAUUAGUCGUGAAGCGCACCCACCUUGUACGGGUAGCUGCGGUACGAAGACGCUGCUGGAGCCGGCGUUAUUUGAAGCUGUCAAGAGCAAGCACAUCGACGAAUGA
Molecule: messenger RNA, 3369 nt
Organism: Phytophthora infestans T30-4
Lineage: Eukaryota; Oomycota; Peronosporomycetes; Peronosporales; Peronosporaceae
Exons: 5
Coding region: 1-3369 (1122 amino acids)
Biological process (GO): protein localization to ciliary inversin compartment
Cellular component (GO): ciliary inversin compartment
Molecular function (GO): protein binding
Source: RefSeq, a predicted model, not a curated record